AUGUCUAAAAUAGAUGAACAAUAAAUCAUUAAGAAUACUAAAAGUAUGUAGAAGAUGUAGGAAAUUGCAGAUCGUAUAUAUGCUACUACUGGUGAUUUAACUAAAAGUAUAAAUAUUGCAAUAAUUAGCAAUUAGUUCUGAUAGUAUAUUGAAACCGUCUAAAUUGACAUAAGAAUAGUUAUUAUUGUAAGCAAAAAAGAUUGAAAAUACUUAAGAUAAUAAAUAGAAGAAAGGCAAGGGAUAAUAAUCUACUUCAGCCAAUAAAAGUGAGUUAAAUACUACUGAAUGGUUAAAUAAAUUGCAAGAAAUAUAAUAAUAGCAUAAUGAAGAGAAAAGAAAGUAGAGAGAAGAGCUUAUAGCAAGAUAUGUAUAGAGGGAAAUCGAAUUUAAGAAAACUAUUGAUGAAUUGUAAUAAGAGUUGAGAUCUAGAACUGCGUUGGAUCAAACUGAUAAGAAAAUUAUGGAAAUGAUUUACAAAGAUCAUAGUAAAAUUAUAGAAGGAAUAAAUAAUAUUUAAUUGAGAACUUCUAAAAUUCUUGUUGAUUAAGAAAGAGAUAUUAUUAGAUUUUUUAAUAAUAAAAUAAAUGAAAUAAAGAAACAAUUUUAAGAAGAAAGAGAAAAAAAAGGUUAGAAUGAUAAAGAGUACAUAUUAAAAGAAAAUUAAUUGAUUAGUGAAUUGGAAUGGAUCAAAAGGAUUGCAUAAAAAAUUGAUGAUGAAAAUCAUUAACUAAUGUAAAAAUAUAAGGAAUUGAAGGUUGAAUAUUAAACUUAGGAAAGAGAUAGAGAAAUGUUAAUGAAAGAGUUAAUAAUCAAGAAAAAGGAAAAUGCGAUUCUUAAAUCAUAAAUUUAAUAAUAUGAAAAGUUAUUAAAUGAUGUCUAAAAAGAGGAUGAUUAGGACUCUUAUUAAGAUUAAGUCUUAGAUAAAUCAGGAAUUAAAAAUUAAAAAACUGAAAAAUCUAAAUAAUCAUCCUCAUAAUAGUAAGUAAGGUUUCCAUAAAUAACUAAUUCAUAAGUUACAUAAAGUAUUGAUGAAGUCUAAAAAGCAAAGUAUAAUAUUAUUUAGAAAAUUAGAUAUUAAAAUAUUAUAAAAACAUACUAGGAUACAUUAAAAAAGGAAUAAAAAAGACUAAGAGAUAUUAAAUAACUUUAUAUUAAAGAAUUAUCUGCUAAAACAGAGUUAUAUAAUAUUUUGAGAUAGUGCAUUGAAGAUAUUAAAGAGGAAAUAAUUUAAGUAAGAAGUGAUGAGAGAACUUUGAAACGGAACAAAAAUAAGUAAACAUUUUAUAAUUAGACUUAAGUAAUGAAGAAAUAAAGAUGGAGAAGGAAGAUCGAGAGAAGUUAAUUGAAAAUUUAUUAAAGCAUGAGAGAGUGAUAGAAGUUAUCAGUGAUAAGAUAUUUUAUGAUAAGAAGAACUAUGAUGAAACACUUUUGCAAUAAUAAUAUGAAGAGACAAAUUACAAUGACGAAUAAUAUUGA
This is a messenger RNA of Paramecium sonneborni, 1476 nucleotides long. The record is from the annotation of a GenBank genome assembly. Lineage: Eukaryota; Ciliophora; Oligohymenophorea; Peniculida; Parameciidae.